Equus caballus (horse) is the source of this 4076-nucleotide messenger RNA. RefSeq names its product MAGUK p55 scaffold protein 2 (gene MPP2). The record is from RefSeq and is a predicted model, not a curated record. Gene Ontology annotation, cellular component: plasma membrane; cell-cell junction. Gene Ontology annotation, molecular function: protein binding. Lineage: Eukaryota; Metazoa; Chordata; Mammalia; Perissodactyla; Equidae.
AUGGCGGGCAGCCCAGGCAGCGGGGCCUCCUUGGAGGGCAUAUCCCUGGGCUCCUCUGAGGAAGCCGAGCUCCGGAGGGAAGCCAUGCAGCAAGUCCUGGACAACCUGGGAUCCCUCCCCAAUGCCACGGGGGCUGCGGAACUGGACCUGAUCUUCCUUCGAGGCAUUAUGGAAAGUCCCAUAGUCAGGUCCCUGGCCAAGGCCCACGAGCGGCUUGAGGAGACAAAGCUGGAGGCUGUGCGAGACAACAACCUGGAGCUCGUGCAGGAGAUCCUGCGGGACCUGGCGCAGCUGGCCGAGCAGAGCAGCACCGCCGCGGAGCUGGCCCGCAUCCUCCAGGAGCCCCACUUCCAGUCCCUCCUGGAGACCCAUGACUCUGUGGCCUCAAAGACCUAUGAGACACCACCCCCCAGCCCCGGCCUGGACCCAACGUUCAGCAACCAGCCUGUGCCUCCGGACGCGGUGCGCAUGGUGGGCAUUCGCAAGACUGCUGGAGAGCAUCUGGGUGUGACGUUCCGCGUGGAGGGCGGUGAGUUGGUGAUCGCACGCAUUCUGCAUGGGGGCAUGGUGGCUCAGCAAGGCCUGCUGCACGUGGGUGACAUCAUCAAGGAGGUGAACGGGCAGCCGGUGGGCAGCGACCCCCGCGCGCUGCAGGAGCUCCUGCGCAGCGCCAGCGGCAGCGUCAUCCUCAAGAUCCUGCCCAGCUACCAGGAGCCCCAUCUGCCCCGCCAGGUAUUUGUGAAAUGCCACUUUGACUAUGACCCUGCCCGAGACAGCCUCAUCCCCUGCAAGGAAGCGGGCCUGCGCUUCAGCGCUGGAGACUUGCUGCAGAUUGUAAACCAGGACGACGCCAACUGGUGGCAGGCAUGCCACGUGGAAGGGGGCAGCGCAGGGCUCAUUCCCAGCCAGCUGCUGGAGGAGAAGCGGAAGGCUUUCGUCAAGCGCGACCUGGAGCUGACGCCCACCUCAGGAACGCUAUGUGGCAGCCUUUCAGGAAAGAAGAAGAAGCGAAUGAUGUAUUUGACCACCAAGAAUGCAGAGUUUGACCGCCACGAGCUGCUCAUUUAUGAGGAGGUGGCCCGCAUGCCCCCUUUCCGCCGGAAAACCCUGGUGCUGAUCGGGGCUCAGGGUGUGGGUCGGCGCAGCCUGAAGAACAAGCUCAUCAUGUGGGAUCCAGACCGCUACGGCACCACGGUGCCCUACACAUCCCGGCGGCCCAAGGACUCAGAGCGGGAAGGCCAGGGUUACAGCUUUGUGUCCCGUGCGGAGAUGGAGGCCGACAUCCGUGCUGGGCGCUACCUGGAACAUGGCGAAUAUGAGGGCAACCUGUAUGGCACACGGAUCGAUUCCAUCCGGGGUGUGGUUGCUGCCGGCAAGGUGUGCGUGCUGGAUGUCAACCCCCAGGCAGUGAAGGUGCUGAGAACAGCUGAGUUUGUCCCUUAUGUGGUGUUCAUCGAGGCCCCUGACUUUGAGACCCUGCGGGCCAUGAACCGGGCUGCGCUGGAGAGUGGGGUGUCCACCAAGCAGCUGACGGAGGCGGACCUGAGACGGACAGUGGAGGAGAGCAGCCGCAUCCAGAGAGGCUACGGGCACUACUUUGACCUCAGCCUGGUCAACAGCAACCUGGAGAGGACCUUCCGGGAGCUCCAGGCCGCCAUGGAGAAGCUGCGGACCGAGCCCCAGUGGGUGCCUGUCAGCUGGGUGUACUGAGCCUGAUCACCCGGACCUAAUGCCCUCUGGCGUGUCACCCAGAACCCUGAAUCCCUCCCCUUCCCAUCUGUGACCCCCAGCCACAAUCUUUAGUUCCCCUGGCGCUCUGGCUCUCCCUGGGUUACGGCUCCUGGCGGGCCCGAAGUCUGGCUCCAGCGCAGAGGCAUGCACUGCCAGGGAGGCGGGCGUUCAUGGGGUACCUCUAUGCCCAGGUGCUGCCCACUCCCGAUGCCCAUUGGCCACCAGAUGUCCCUCUCUGAGGGCCAAGCUGUGCCCAGGAGUGUGUCAGAGUCACUUCCAUAAUGCUCAGUCCAGAGAGAGAAAAACUACUUUGGGACCAUGUGGUCAGUAGUACACUGCCCCCUGCCAUCUCUCUCCAGUCACCUUUUCUCCUCUGGACUGGCCCCCCCCCCCAUUCCUCUGUUCCUCCCGCCUCUCACCCCUGUGGCCUAGGAGCAGGCUGUAGGCUGUUUCCAUGUGGUCAGGAGAGUGCAUGGCCCCAUGGCCGCCAAGCAGGCCCAGGCCCUGGUGCCAGCCUGGUGCCAUCCUGAAGACUGGGGGAGCCAAAGCACCAGCCAGCGGCCACAGCCGGAGCCGGGGGCAGUGUAGCUCUCGGCUCUCUCGGCAUGGGGCGGUGUCCCACGAGAGGACGUAGCCCCGUCCCUCCCUCAUCCACAGCUUUUCACUGCCGGAGUCUCUCCACAGACUUCUCCGACGUGCCCCUGAGAGGUUGGCUCUGCUCCUCGCAAGGCCGGGCUGCAGGGGUCAGCAGCCCAGGUCGGGGUGGGGUGAAGGCUGAGCCCUGUGAGGAGCCUGCUUCUACUGACUGAAGAGCCCCAGGCUCUCCGUGGCCCCUGGUAGGGGCGCGUCCUGCUUCUCCAGCCCGUUUGUCCAUCUCGGUCUUCUCUGGCCGGGCCCACUCACAUCAGGGCUUCCUGGGGGCUGAGGAAGGAUGCGGAGCAAGCCCUGCGAGCACCAGGCCGUGGAGCUUGGGCUUGGCGAAGGACGUUUGUGUGCUAGCAGUUCUCAUUGCACAACUCCAGGGGGCGCCCUCCACGUGCUUUCUGUGCAGUUUAUGCUCCGUAUGCUGUGGGGCCUGGUCUGUGUUUCUGUCCCUGGCGUGUGUGUGUCAGGCUUGGUUUUUGGUGAGGAGAGGCAAAGGGUGGUUUUGCUUUGGAGGUCACUCUUUGGGGCCUCUUUUUUGGGGUUCCCCAUCAGCCCCCAUUUCUUAUGAGACCCUUAUCCCAGAUUCCAGAGGCUUGGCCCUCCCCAGGUGUCUUCCUCCAGCUCUCCUAUUGUCCCCCAACCCUAAAUGCCACUCUCCAGUUUUGGGGGAGGGCAAUGUGUAAAAUAGGAGAAUCUCUUUUAAGAAAAGAAUGCCAUCCUAGACACCCCCAGGCAUCUCCUCCCUCCUCUCUGUGAUCCUUCCUGGGGUGAGCCUGUCCUUGCAGGGACCACCCCAGCGCCCCACCCCAGGCCCCGUGCUUCCCGGAUCUGAGUGUCUAAUCUGUCUUCGCUGCAGUGUCAGCCCAAGCUGGCCCCUCAACCACUGUGUGCCCAUUUCCUAGGGAAGGGGAGGGAGAAGAAACAGAAUAUUUAUUACAAAGUUAGAAAUAUAUUUAUUAUAUUAGGGAUCUCAUUUGCAUUUGCAUAGGAUAUGCAAAUGAGAUGUAAAGGUCAAGCCUGCUCCCAUCUCAUUUGCAUAGCUCUGCAUCCACUAUGCAGUGAUGUUUAUGUUCAUCUUUUCCCUCUAGUCAGUGUUCUUUUAUUCUCAGUUCAGCUCUCCCUUGCUUCACCCUCACCGUGAGCCUAAGGGGACUGGGAGUGGGAGGAAAACGGGGAGUUUUGCCACUUGCCUGAGGUCACAGCGUCAUUUGCUAGCGCCUUCUCUUUGUGGGGACUUGGGAGUAGAAGCAGCAAGGAUCUGCGGUUGUGGCCCCUCUCUCCUUCUUGGUUAACCUCCAGAGCUCCUUGGACCACAGGGCAUCCUCUCUGAUUGGGGUGAGGGCAGCCGUGCAUGGGGGGCUGGGCACUUUGUUGGGGAGUUGGCACCUGGCCCUUUAGGGCCAAUCUCCAGUGUUGAUGCUAUUUUGGCACUUUCACCUCUAGUGAUGCCUGAGAGGAGGGCUGGGCCCCUCUCCUGUCUCCAUCCCUCUCUGAACUGUGUCCUCCAUCCCCUGGAAGCCCCAUUCUACAUUGGAACGGUUGUGGGACCUCAGGAUAAUGAGGACUCUGCACCCCGCUGUCCACACUCAGUCCCAGCCUGGUUGCCCUUUCCCUCUCCCCUCCCUCAGCCAUCUAAUUCUUGAGCCUUCUCUCUGACUGGUUUUCUUUCUUUUCCUUUGAUUAAAUGUGAAAGCAAAGGC